GUUCGGUGCUCGGAAGCGCGCCAAGCGCGCUCUUACGGAGAAGUUUUGAAAAGGAGGGAAACUCGUGUGACAUGAGUGCGAGUGUUUGGUUUUUGGAGGUCCCAAAACACAUCGAUCGUGAUCGCUCAUACGAUGGCAGUCGCAGCAGCAUUUCCGUGCCAACCGGAGAAACAUUCCUCCAAAGCGGUUUUCGAGCUGACCGACGCAGAUGUUGGCAUCCUCUUCGACUGUGCCACUGGUGUACGUCCGCAAGCAGUUGGGUGCCACAUACCGGCUGACGUGCCUUAUGUCCAACUGUUUGGCCAGCCAAUAUGUCGCACCCACUUUACCCGCACCCAGCUGACCCGACUGUUUUGGGCAGCAAGGUCAAAGAUCAUUGCUCUACAGAAUGACCCAAGUAACCACAGGGGCUCACAUGGUUCUUGUGGGGCCUCACAACUUCACUAUGAAGUGUCGUCAUUUCUCAGCUUCAUCAGGCAUGAAGUCGAAAGGGUUGCAGACAGUGCGUCGGCCAGGAUGCAUGACAUGCCAUCGCACAGCCGAGACACAGACAGGCUUGGCCCUCGUGAGCUGUGCUGCUGUCUGCUGGACGAACUGAGGCUGACGCUGCGUGUUACGGGCCACUUCUCGGACGUGCCACUGGACAAGAACCAUUGCCGCUCCACUGACAACUGCCGUUUCCAUGUAGCGCUUGAGGCAUGGUGGACUGCCCUUCGAGUGGCUGACAUCGUCAUGUCGUCCCACUUGCUCAGAGGUGCUGAAAUCUCAUUCUGUGACCUGGGCGGCUUUGGGCAGAACACUCUCUUUGCUCAAGUGGCUGUGCUCUUCCUGGCAGACCUGUGCUGCCUGUCAUCCCGUUUUUUCCAGAGCCGAGGUGCCUUGCCGCAGGAGAGUGAACGGGCAUUUCCUUGCACGUGCGUGCGUGACGCCUGGGCCAUGGCAGCUGAUCUCAUCGGUCGGAGGCACGAACACUUUGCCGAAGAGGCAUUUCGGACCUACGUGAACUUUGUGCUUGAAGUGGUCUGCCCGCAGUCCAGCAGGGACCUUGAACUGGACCUCAAUUGCUUCUGCCUGUCUUCAUUUUCCGUAAGUGUGGAAGAAAGUGACCGAGCUGCGUUCUGCUUGUGGAUGCUCAGUGCCAUUGCAGAGGCCAGCAAGGAUUCUCUCUGGAGCACCAAGGGAAAGUGCAACUAUGCCGCAGCCCAGAAAUUUGUGAUGGCCGUGACAGCUGAGCCGAAGGAGGCACUGAUGCGAGUGGUUGUCCGUUCCUGCAUGAGCCUGCACAGGGUCUGGGAGCCAAGCAUCGAUCUUCUGCAGUCACUGCUUGACUUUUUCCUCAAGAACUUGAAUGAAAAUUUUCUUACCGGUUCAAGUGGAGUCCAAGCAUUCCAAGUCAUCUGCCAAACAAGCCAGCAGAUGCACGUCCGCGCCAGGGCACUGGUUGACAUAAAUGACCUGGGAGCGAGGGGGGCAGAGAACAGCUAUGAGCUCUUCCUUAUGCUGCUGGCCCACAGUCUUCACAGGCAGUCUCCAGAGGGCGUCAGCAGUGCUUGGAAGUCACUGCGUGGACGCAUCUGCAGCCGGUUUCACGCCAAGCGAGUGGAGGAACUCACCGAGCUGGGCUUACAGAACUGCUCGCUGUUGUUUCUGGUGCUCGCCCUGUCCAUCGACCUGGAGGAACCGGUCGAGCGGAUGCUGUCGGUGCUUGCGCUAGUACCUGUUGAGAGCCCGGUGGAGAAGCUGCAGGUGGCCCUAAGGAGCCUGUUUGCGGUGCUCCUCCUGCUGCAGGCGAGCUCAGCCGACCUGGCUAAGGUGGCACAGAGGACAGCUGGGUGGUUCUUCGAGCGCUGCAUAGGUCUGGGGCCACAGAGUGGAAAUGCCACCAUUCACUCAUUGCGGUCCUUGCUGCUGCCUGUCUACACGGAAGGAAUCCGGGAGCUUAUGGAUGCCAGCUCACAGCUAGACUGCUCAGAGCAUGCAUUGCUGGUGCCCGAGAUGGCCUUGCUGCUGGACCAAUGUUCCACUUCCCAGCAAGAGGACGUGCUGGGAACCAUCCAUGAAGUGGCAGAAAAGCUGAGGAUGGUCCACAAGCGGGCUCUCUCUCGGAACCUUGAAAGAACUGAUGGUGACAGAAAGCUGCUGGCACAGCACAGGGGCUUCAGUGAAGCCAUCUUCAAAAGUACGCUGCAGUUUCUGCACAAGGCACUGGCGCUACCUGUCCAGGCUGCAUCACCAGCCACCUGCUUCACCGACCUGGCCGUGAACCUCACGCUUCUAGCACUUGACCUGCCAUCAUCACAGGCGGUUCCAGUGAAGGCCAACUUUUCAAGCCUUUUUGAACAUUUUGGCUAUUCACCUCACACGCAUCCCAGUGCAUCUGGCCGCUUCUUGUGCCUGGUGCUGGAAGAUGGCCAGGCGUGCUCUGAGCUGGAAGCACGUGUCCCAAACAGUGAUGCGAGACUUGUCCAGGCCUGGCUUCGUUGCUGCGUUGGGGUGGAGCCACCGAACUCGGAGAUGACUCGACUCUCGCGGAUUGUGCUAGGCCGCAAGGAGUUUGCCAACUACAACAGCUUGGUGGGCGCCGUGGUACCUUCCGACGAGGUGACGGCGCAUGACGACCUCGUUGUCUACUUCCUGGACUGCCUGGCGCAGUACGCCGACAUCGUCUCUGCAAUGGAUGGCAUCUCGUCGCUGGCUCAGCUGAGGCAGAGCCUUGCCGGUUAUCUCAGAGAUUUUGUUGCUGUGGCAACGGGUCAGCUGCGGAACAGCGUUGCAGCCACGGCAACGCGUGACAGCCUAGGCAACGUGUACCACCUUUGUGGCCAGCUGUUUCGGUUGUGUGCUGGCCUCAUCUAUACCAGGGGCAUGGCAGACUGUGUGCUUCCGAGGCUGCUGGACUCUUUGAUCUUGCCUGGUGCAUUGUAUGCUGGGAAGCUCAUCCCCCAGGCCCAGCUGGCUGCCAUCAAGCAGCACCUGCCCUUGUUCAUCUGUGGACUCUUGUCACUGAACCCGCAGACAGAUGCCUACAUUGAGAGGAAGUUGAAGGACAUCGUAGUCCACUACCUUCCACUUUUCCCAACGCAAACACAAAGCUCCAUUCACCACACUGGAGAGCAUCCACUUCUGGCAACACUCGAGAGCUGCGGAGGAGCGUGCCGUGCUGCUGCAGAGAGGAGGGCGGCAUACGUUGGCUUUCUCCUGGACUUCAUUCAGAGGCACUUCAUGGCCAAGAAGAGUGUGUCAGGAACUCACCUCAAUCAGGCUCUACGGUUCCUUCUAGAACUGCUAAAGCACUUGGCACCCUUGAAAAAAGAUUGCACGAGCGUCCUGCAGUCAGGAUUGCCCAACCUGCUGAAGAGCCUCAGCAUGCUGAGUGGUGAUACCAGAACAAACCGAGAAUUGAUGUCUCAAGUUACACGUGCUGUGACGAUGUUCUCUACGGCCAUGGCUGUCCCAAGGUGAAGCAAGCGGUUGGCUCUGCAAAAGGAGUUAGGCUGCCUCAUGCGUGACGCACUGUUUGAUUAUUAGAACUACCAGAUCUGUCGUCCAGGUCGCUGGCCGCUUCAUCCACAUUGUGGUUCCACAACAGCUGGUCCUCGCAGUCGCUUCCGGCCGUCUGCCGUUAUCGGAAGCAUCACUCUGCUUUUCGGCACCUGUUGUUCCGACAAGCACGCUGUGUGCGCUGCCUCUUUCCUCGACCAUCCUGCUCAUGUGCUGGUCAAAGUUUAUCCGUGUCUGACCAGUGUUUCCCUUCUAUGAGCAGAUAAACUCUCUGUCCCACAGCAGUCGUCUAACUUGACUUAGGCCUCGUCGCACACAGAGACGCCAAAAACGGGCAGAAAAGUGAGCAAAAAUUAGACACUACACCCGACUAUGUCCACUAUGCUGGAUAUGUGCCGGCCGCCCUUUCUUCACUUGGACUCUCCUGUCUGCUGCACCCAACCGAGCAUUGAACGCUCUCUCUCCGCUUACGUCAGAGUAAAGUCCAUAAACGGAGUAAAUUUGCUGUUGUAGAGAGUAGUUGUGGUUCUUUUAUCUCAAGUAUGCGAAGUGUCUUUGCGCCGGCACUGGCGGCAAACGGGCAGUUAUAACAGGCAGUGUUCUCAUGCUCGCUCUUUCCGUCAGGUCCCAAGCAACCGUGAUAACAUGCAGCCUAUUCUUACCACAAGCUUACCGCCAGUGUUCUUUCGUAACGGCUUUGCUAUCAGCUUUGGUCAUCAAACCCACCGCCCCUGCUCCAGU
This is a messenger RNA of Dermacentor albipictus, 4242 nucleotides long. The record is from RefSeq and is a predicted model, not a curated record. NCBI's taxonomy places the organism in Eukaryota, Metazoa, Arthropoda, Arachnida, Ixodida, Ixodidae.